Messenger RNA from Empidonax traillii (willow flycatcher), 756 nucleotides. Its product is annotated as rootletin-like. The transcript is spliced from 4 exons. The record is from RefSeq and is a predicted model, not a curated record. The coding region runs from base 246 to 722 and encodes 158 amino acids. NCBI's taxonomy places the organism in Eukaryota, Metazoa, Chordata, Aves, Passeriformes, Tyrannidae.
UUGGGGUGCAGCUGGCGCAGAGAGAGCAGCGUUCCAGCACAUUCCAGCUGCUCAGUGCCCCCCUGGAGAGCGAUUCCAAGGGGGAUUCUCCGAGCUCUCCCUCCGUGUCCGAUGGUUCCCUGCUCCAGGAGCGGCUCCAGCAGCUCCAGAGCGCCCUGACCGCCGGAGAGCUGGACCGGAGGGUGCUCCAGGACGGGCUGGAGGCGGCGCGGCGGGCGCUGGCGGAGGCGCGGCAGGAGAAGGGAAUGCUGCGGGAGCAGCUGCAGGGAAUGCGGGAGCAGCGGGAGGAGCUGCAGCGCUCCAAGGACCGGCUGGAGGAACAGCUCCGGCUGCGGGUGCCGCGGGAGCAGCCGGAGGCUCGGGAUGAGUCCCUGCGGCUCUCGGCGGGGCUGGAUCGGUCCCUGGGCAAAGCCCAGCGGGAACUGGCCGAGGCUCGGACGCGCAUCCGGGACCUGCGGGCGCAGGUGUCGGUGCUGGAGCUCCGCUCUGCUCCCAGCGCGGGAUCGUCCCCGGAGCUGCAGCGGGAGCUGGAGCGGCUGCGGAUCGGCCCCAGCCUGGAGGAGCAGGUGAGGGGGAACCCCCGGGGGGGACACUGUGCCCUCCUCCCUCCCUCCAACCUCUCCCCAUUCCCGGCAGAUCGCGCUGCUGAAGGAGCAGGAGCUCCAGCGUCACCCCCCUGGGAUUUAGGGAUGUCCCGGGACACCUGCAGGGACCGUGGAUGAGGGAGAUCCUUCUCCAUCCCAAAUCCACACAGAC